UGAGGGCAAUUCUCGUCCUAUAAACCGAUUUUAUAGAGUUGAGUUAGGUCUAACUCAUACAUUCUAAGAUGGUAUUAGAGUCCACACCAUUUAGUUCUACGCUCCAGAUAUUCAAUUUUGGACGUGAAAGGAAGUGUUAAGAGUCUCACAUCGAACAAUAUAUGACAUGAACAUAGGAACGAUUCUCAAUCUACAAAUCAGUUUUAUAGGGUUGAGUUAGGUCCAACUGAAUAAAAAUAGUUACAUGGAAGAACAACACAUGUUUAUUGGGAAUUAUGAGUGUAGAGUUGUCCACAAGAAUCAUCAUUAGAAAAGUGGACUAUUUUAGACAACAACCAUAUCAUGAUUUGUUAAAGUAAAAAUGCUGAACUACUUGAACCCCAUCUACAAAACAUCCCAACAUUUUUUGUUUUUUCUUUUGCAUGCCUGGUCCAAUCUCAUCAACAUGACAGCUCAGCAGCCUACACUAAUCCCAAAAUCUCCCCCUCUUUCUCUCUCUAUUCUCUCUCUAUGCUUUUUGGUUGAAACAUUCCAACAAACACUGCUAGCCAAAAUGGACUCUUUCAUUUUGAUGUGGGGACCAUAUUUGAAAACCAACAAAUUACUAGUAGUACUAUACUUGGUCAUUGGAAGUAUUUUAUUUUUUUCACUAACUUCAGUCAAACUUGAGCAUUUAUAUACACGUUUUGGUUAAAUUGUUAAUCAUUGACCAUAUCAAAAGAAAACUUCAUCUCAUAUAUAUAACUGCAUAAUCUGAUUCAUCCAUUAAGAUCAACAUUAAACAAGUUAUUCUUAGAUAUAAAGAUAAGAAAGAAAAAUUUUAUAUCAUGUAUGUGACUAGGCCUCUUUCUUUGUACAACAAGUCUAAAGAGGCUCUCUCAUUGCCUCCACCAGAAGGUCCAAAUUCUGGUAUCCUGGUAAUUCAAGAUAAUGAUUUGGAACCAACCUCUUGUUUUGGCUUGGGAAAGUACCUCCAAGUUAAAGGAUUACCUUUCCCUCAAAACAUGGACCUUGAGUUGUUCUAUAGAUCAGGCAUUUCACUCAACAGAACUACUCAUUCCCACCAUGUUGCCUUCAUUCCUGUUCUUAAUCAGCCACUGUCUUCCAAUAAAUACUAUGUGGUGCAUCUUCCAGGCAAGAAAAGAGGGGAUGUAUACAUUAAUUCAAAGGAGGAAGAUGUGGACACUUUCUGUUUCUACAAUUCUGUUUCAGAAGCAGCACUGCAUCCAUUAGACAUCAGUGACACAUAUCAAGAGUUUGAGAUCUAUCCUCGUAGAAGCAAAGUUACAUUGAGGAGUGGUUUCUCAGCAAAAUCUGUUGCUCAAGAUGGAUACCCUCCAAGGUUUUUAAGUAGAAGGUGGAAAGUGAGUGCUUCAACAUCAAGUGAUUCAAGUCUUGGAGAAGCAUUAGGUGUAAAUGAUUCCCUCCGUUCCGGCGGAGCAGAAUUCAAGUUGUCUAUAACAAACACAUGUUCAGAAAGUGUUGUUGUGGGAAAAUGGUAUUGUCCAUUCAUGUUUAUCAAGGAAGGAACUCACAGAACACUGAAAGAAGAAAUGAGAAAAUCAAUGUUUUAUGAGAUGACACUAGAGCAGAAAUGGGAACAAGUGUUUUCGUGUGAUAAUAAUGAUGGUAAGAUGGGAAACACUGUGAAUGUUGACGCAGUUGUUCAAAAGGAAGUGGUUGUAGUUUCUGGUUGGGAAGCUGUGAUGGAUAAUAAGAUGGGUGUAGCUGAAAGUUUUGUUUGGUUUAAUAGUAUGAAUAAUGUUGGAGAAAAGAACAGUGUGGGAUUGAGUAUGGCAAUAGUUGAUAGAAUGAAGUGGGAGCAAGAAAGGGUUGGGUGGCUUGGUGGGAAAGAAAAGGAAUUUAGAGUUAAGAAUGUGGAAGAAUUUGAAGGGACUAAUAAUGGAUGGAAGAAAUUUGGAUGUUAUGUUUUGGUUGAGACUUUUGUGUUAAAGAGAUUGGAUGGGAGCAUAGUGUUGACAUAUGCUUUCAAACACAAUCAUCAAUUAAGAAGCAAAUGGACAUAGGAUGGCAAACACUAUCAUCAAUUAAGAUUGUCUAACUAUCAACACAUUCUCCCCAAUUUUCUCUCAUUCUUUUCAAAUUCUAGUAUUAAACCUUCCUUAUUGUAGUUAAUAGAGUAUUUUUUCAAUUCAUGUCAUUGAGUUUAUGCUGGUUUACUUCUGAUUGUAGAAUUCAAAAAUGCAUAUGUGAGUUCGGAUUGUAUAAUCUCAACAAAUGACAAACUUGUAUAAUGCACUUUCAGAUUCUAUAUUCCAAAUUGAGUGUUUCUAGAAGUAACCCUAUUUUUGAAUUAAAUUGGAAUGCAUCGUUUUAAAUAUGGACUCCUUCGAAGAACCUCCUCUUGUGCAUGUUGCUUAUGUGAAAGUUUACAUUGUACCUCAAGUUGUUGAUACAAAAGUCAUUGAUGUGAAAGUUGACAUUGUUACUCUAAGGCUAUGUUUGGGAGUUUGG
This is a messenger RNA of Vicia villosa (hairy vetch), 2475 nucleotides long. RefSeq lists its product as uncharacterized. NCBI's taxonomy places the organism in Eukaryota, Viridiplantae, Streptophyta, Magnoliopsida, Fabales, Fabaceae. The transcript has 2 exons. The coding region runs from base 828 to 2027 and encodes 399 amino acids. The record is from RefSeq and is a predicted model, not a curated record.